GAAGUAAAUUCGAAUCGUUAUUGCCUUGCCCUACCUUGCAAUUGCCCUUCUAGAUGCCCAAGUGACAAUCUUGGAAAGAGGAGACUAUUGCUAGCACCCUGGCUUCUUGUUCAAUUGAAAAGCUCCUGUCUUCCCCCCUGUUGUCGUUUCUGCUUUUCUUCUUUUCCUUCAUCCUCCAUCUUUCCCUGCCACUCAUCUACCAUCUUGGCCAAGAUCAGCAGCAAUCAUGAGUGAUCCCGUCGACCGCAAAGUUGAUCCUGAGGUCAGCAAGGCUGAUGUCCGAGUCGAAGAUGCCGCCGUCGACAUCGAGAAGCAGAAUGCCCUCACAAAGGCAGCUGCCAUUGAGGCAGAAAACGCAGAGCAUGCCUUGGGUGUCAUUGACACCGUCAAGGCAUACCCCAUGGCUGCUCUGUGGGCAUUCGUCAUGUCUUGCACAAUUAUCAUGGAGUCCUACUGUGUUUUCCUGAUGGGCAACUUCAUUCCUCUGCCUGCUUUUGCCAACCGCUACGGACAUUACAGCCCUAUCAAGGAUAAAUUCAUCAUCGCGGCCAGCUGGCAAUCCGCCCUUCAAAUGGCUGGACCCGUUGGUGCUAUCAUUGGUGUCACUCUCGCCGGUCCCCUCACCAGCCGUAUCGGAUACCGUUGGGCAACCAUUGCCGGCCUCAUGCUUUUGAACGCCUUCAUCUUCAUCUUCUACUUUGCCGACUCGCUGCCCGUCAUGUUCGUCGCCCAGCUCCUCGAGGGUAUUCCGUGGGGAAUCUUCAUUGCCAACGCGCCAGCCUACUGCUCUGAAAUUACCCCCAUUCAGCUUCGAGCCCCCGCCACCCAGAUGUUGCAGAUGUUCUGGGCCAUUGGUGCUAUCAUCGUCGGAGGUGUCACCUACAAGUACAACAAGCAGCUAGAUCAAGCUGCAUUCAGAAUUCCCAUUGCUCUUCAGUGGAUGUUCCCCACCCCUCUCGCCAUUCUUCUCUUCAUCGCACCCGAGUCUCCGUGGUGGUUGGUCCGCAAGGGACGUCUCGAAGAGGCCGAGAGGUCGGUUGAGCGCUUGGGACGCAAGUCGAUGCUUAACAAGAGCGAGGCUGUUGCUAUGAUGCGCCGUACCAUUGAUCUUGAGAAGACCGUCAAGGAGCCCAACUACCUCGAGCUCUUCAAGGGCACCGAUCUUUACCGUACACUCAUCGUUUGCGGUGUCUACGCUGCACAGAAUCUUACUGGUAACUUGAUUGCCAACCAGGCCGUCUACUUCUUUGAGCAGGCUGGCAUGGAUACCAACACUUCCUUCGCCUUGGGUCUCAUCACCUCCGGUCUUCAGUGGCUCUUCGUCAUGCUUUCCUGGAUCUUGACCUCCUACCUCGGCCGCCGUACCAUCUACGUCUGGGGCUCCCUCAUCAACGUCGGAUUCCUCGUCGCUCUUGGUAUCGCAGGCUCCGUCGGUCUCUCCAAGGCCGCCUCCCUCGCCCAGGCCUCUUUGGGUCUCAUCGUCUCCGUCUUGUUCACCCUUGGACCGGCUCCCGCCUCUUGGGUCAUCAUCGGAGAGACAUCCGCCAUUCGUCUCAGGCCUUUGACCACCGGUAUCGGACGUGCCUGCUACUACAUGGUCAAUAUCCCCUGUAUCUUCCUUGCCAGUUACAUGUUGAACGCCGACGAGGCCAAUCUCGGUGGAAAGUGUGGCUACGUCUGGGCUGGUACCGGCUUCGUCUGCUUCGUCCUCGCUUACUUCUUCCUCCCCGAGAUGAAGAACAGGUCCUACCGCGAGAUCGACAUUCUCUUCAAGCGCAAGGUUCCUGCCCGCCAGUGGACCAAGACCUACGUCGAUGCCGAGGCCGACGAGUAG
Messenger RNA from Aaosphaeria arxii CBS 175.79, 1834 nucleotides. RefSeq names its product general substrate transporter. The record is from RefSeq and is a predicted model, not a curated record. The coding region runs from base 227 to 1834 and encodes 535 amino acids. Gene Ontology annotation, molecular function: carbohydrate:proton symporter activity. Gene Ontology annotation, cellular component: membrane. NCBI's taxonomy places the organism in Eukaryota, Fungi, Ascomycota, Dothideomycetes, Pleosporales. Gene Ontology annotation, biological process: carbohydrate transport; transmembrane transport. The transcript is spliced from 5 exons.